This is a messenger RNA of Penicillium manginii, 2091 nucleotides long. RefSeq names its product putative salicylate hydroxylase. Bases 1 to 2091 code for a protein of 696 amino acids. The transcript is spliced from 5 exons. NCBI's taxonomy places the organism in Eukaryota, Fungi, Ascomycota, Eurotiomycetes, Eurotiales, Aspergillaceae. Gene Ontology annotation, molecular function: FAD binding; monooxygenase activity; lyase activity. The record is from RefSeq and is a predicted model, not a curated record.
AUGGCCGGACGAAACGAAAACCCAGGACUGCGUGUGCUGAUUGUCGGUGCUGGCAUCGGCGGUUUGACAGCUGCAGUUGCCCUACGACAGCAAGGACAUCAUGUUGAGAUCUUUGAGCGCUCCCGCUUUGCGAAUGAAGUUGGUGCUGCGAUUCACAUAUGCCCAAAUGCCAAUGGCGUUCUCAAGCGACUGGGAAUUCAUGCGGAAAAGUUUGGUGGAGUAGAGACCGAGCUGCUUCGCGAAUAUACUCCAUCUGGCGAGGCGGUCCACAUCACAAAUGUGAAGGAGCAAGCGGGCUUCUGGAGACACAGCUGGCUCCUGGUUCAUCGCGCACAAUUCCACGACGGCCUCAAAGCAGCAGCACAAGCCCCCGGGCCCGAAAAUCCAGCUAUCCUACACACCGCAAGCAAAGUCGUCGACGUUGACCCGCACAAGGCGACCGUGACCCUUGAGAAUGGCGACGUGCACACGGGAGACGUGGUCAUCGGUGCAGAUGGUGUACACUCUCUCACACGAACCAAGCUCCCACAGGCAAAAGGCAUCAAGCCGGCGAGCUCGGGUAAGAAUGCUUUCCGCUUCUUGAUGGCACGUCAGCAGGCUCUAGAUGACCCCGAGACAAACGUCAUCGCAAGAGACAUGGGCGCGGUUGACAUGUGGGAUGGAGCGGAUCGACGGGUAGUCAUUUAUCCAUGUGCAAACAACGAGAUGCUCAACUUCGUCUGUAUUCACCCAGAAUCCCUGACGACGAUUGAGGCCGGCGGUGAUGAGUACAAUCAGCAGAUUAGCAAGAACGCUCUUCUGGAGGUAUACAAGGAUUUCAGCCCUCAGGUUCUCCGGUUACUGGAGAAGGCGGAUCCAGCUACGCUGAAGUUGUGGCCACUGCUGGAUAUGCCCACUAUACCUGAGUGGGUGGAGGGUCGAUUGGCCGGGCUGGGCGAUGCGGUUCACCCUUUCCUACCAUAUCGCGCAUCGGGCGGUGCAAUGGCCAUUGAAGAUGCGGUCUCGCUCAGUGUGAUGUUGCCUCGUGGUAUCGCGGCCGCCGAUGUACCCGAGAGACUGAAGAUCUAUGAGAAGGCUCGCCACAGCCGUGUGACUACCAUCCAAGAAAUGACGCGCCAAUCAGUCAAUAUUCUGCCGGCCAAUAAAACCAUCAUGAUGGUCGGCUACAUCUACGGGCAUGACGAAUUCGACCACUCCGCUCAGGUCUUGCGCAAGUAUCUCUGGUCCAAGAACCCACACAUGUACUGGCGCCAGCCGAUCGUCUUUGGCCCCAUGCCUGGCCCCCGACAGGACUGGUACGGGAAUGACCGCGCGAUCCAGUCCUUGCAGUCAACCUUCCAGACGGCCUCGAUCAAAUUCAAGACCAGUCGCACACUUCUGCAGAAUCUCUUCCCGAAUGACCGCUACAGCUUCAUUUCACCCAGCACAGUUGCCCGAGCCAGUUUCUCGCAGACCACACUGAACGGCAUGGACUGGUUGGGCGGUGGUGGAUACCGACACAUCGGACUGUAUAUCCAUGGUGUGCAGUAUAAGAAGGAGAAUGGCGAGGUGCUCAAGGGAACGUAUAUGCCUAUUUUAUUCGAGAGUCUGGCGGACCCCAUCGUCUCGGGUCGUGAGGAGCUCGGUAUGCCGAAGCUAUACACAGCGAUUGAUAUACAUGAGCGGAAUAGUUCUUACCGUCUGCAAACCAGCUGGCAAGGUGCAGUGUGGGGCCACUUCGAGCUGGAGGACCUAGAAGAUCAGGAUCUGGGUGCAGACAAAGGUACAAUUGGAGGGGAAGACGAUGACGGAAUCUUGGUAUAUAGGUAUAUGCCCAAGGUUGGCCGGGAUACCAAGGGUGAGGCAGCAGAGGAGUAUCCCGUCUUUGUCCCGCAUGCGCAGGAGUCCAAGGUCGUGCCAUCCAAGGUCACACGGGUGCGCCGGAGUAAGAGUGCCAAGGUGAACAUCAACGAGCUGAAUUGGGAUGCCCUACCCACGCUGCACCAUGUUGUAUCUCGACUUGCGGAGAUUCCUAUCGAUGAAGUGAUCGAAGCGAAGAUUACCGAGGGGUUCGGGGUGCCGGAUGUGUCAAGCGCACAGCGCAUUGAGUAG